UCAUCAGCCCUAUGUGUCUCUUUCUGUUAUAACCUUUUUCUUUUUUAUGUCAACUUGCGUCGGUAUCUUUAAAAGAUACUAAAAAGUCCAAAUCUGGUAAGACGACAGUUUCACACUCGUUGCCAUAAAUCGUUGUCAGUCGGUCAUAGCAGUAUCUUCUUGAAGUUCUAUCUUCAAUGUUUCUGUCUGUAAUUGACUUAAAUCCAAUUGAGAUAGAGAGAAGAGAGACGCAAAUCGUAGAAGAUGAAUUUCAGGAUCCAAAGGGCAUCCGCUUCACUUGUUCCUCGCUUCUGCUGCGCCAUCUUCCUCUUCAUGUCGCUCUUAUUUCAGAAAUCCACAGCUCAAAAUGCUGCUCUGGACCCAUCUGAAGAUCAUGAGUGUUAUGAUUGGUGAGACAGUGGAAGCGUUGAACUCUUUAUUCAAACAAUGGAACAUGCAAUCAACGACCUUCUGGAACAUGAGUGGGGAGCCAUGUAGUGGAUCGGCCAUUAACGAGAUCCAAUUCUAUGAUGAGGUGAACAAACAGGCUAUCAUGUGUAAUUGUACUUACAAUGAUAACACCACCUGCCAUAUCACUCAUUUGAAAGUACUAUCUCUAAACAAAACAGGAGAAAUUCCAGAGGAGCUCACUACUUUGACUUAUCUCAUGGUUUUGAGACUUGAUAAAAAUUACUUCACAGGUCCUUUGCCUUCAUUUAUUGCAAAUUUAUCUCAGAUGCAAUACUUGUCAUUGGGCCAUAAUGGGUUAUCUGGGAGCAUUCCAAAGGAGCUUGGAAAUCUUAAAGAUCUAAUAAUGUUGUCCAUUGGUUCAAAUAACUUCUCUGGAUUUCUCCCUCCAGAACUUGGAAAUCUACCCAAACUUGAGCUAAUUUACAUAGACAGCUCUGGAGUGAGUGGUGAGAUUCCCUCAACAUUUGCUAACUUGCAACGCGUGCGAGAUUUUUUUGCAUCAGACACCCCAAUCACAGGAAAGAUACCAGACUUCAUCGGGAACUGGACAAAGCUCCAGAAUCUGAGAUUUCAAGGGAACUCUCUUGAAGGUCCAAUACCAUCAACUUUUUCUAAAUUGACUUCAUUGGUGUCUCUGAGAAUAAGUGAUCUAUCAAAUGUGAGCUCUUCUCUUGAUUUCAUCAGGGAAAUGAAGAAUUUAACCGACUUGGUUCUAAGGAAUGCAUUGAUCUCUGGGAGUAUUCCAUCUUCUAUUGGAGAAUACCCAAGUUUAGAAAGAUUGGAUUUGAGUUUCAACAACUUAACAGGUCAAAUCCCAAGUCCAUUGUUCAACAUGACUAAUCUUACUUCCUUGUUUCUUGGAAAUAAUAGACUGUCAGGAACUCUGCCUGACCAAAAGAGUGAAAAACUUCAAAUUAUAGAUUUGACAUACAAUGAGAUAUCAGGAAGUUUUCCUUCAUGGAUUAAGUCAGGUUUGCAAUUGAAUUUAGUGGCUAAUAACUUCACAUUUGAUAGCUCAAACAACAGUAUUUUUGAAGGAUUGAACUGUCUUCAGAGAAACUUUCCAUGCAAUAGAGAUACUCCCCUCUAUACCAGCUUUGCAAUCAAGUGUGGUGGGUCAGAGGUGACAACAUCUGAUGGUACAGUAUAUGAGGCAGAUAACUCAAUUAGUGGCACUGCACCAACAUCGUUUUAUGUAAGCAGAACAGAGAAAUGGGGAGUUAGCAAUGUAGGUUUGUUUGUUGACAAAAUAGCAAACACAUCACUAGUUACUGGCACUAACACCCCAGAGCUUUUCAAGACUUCAAGAAUAUCACCAGGUUCACUUAGAUACUAUGGCAUGGGUCUGGAGAAUGGACCCUACAUAGUCAGUUUGCAAUUUGCAGAAAUGAUACUCAAGGAUCCAAGCACAAAAACUUGGGAGAGUACAGGAAGGCGUGUUUUUGAUAUUUAUAUUCAGGGAAUUCUUCAAUUGGGAGACUUUGACAUAUCAAAAGAGGCAGGUGGUGUCCAGAAAGCAAUUGAAAAAAAAUUCAAUGCUACUGUGUCAGAAAACUAUCUUGAAAUUCAUCUGUUCUGGGCUGGUAAGGGAACUUGCUGCAUACCUUAUGAUGGUUAUUAUGGACCAUCCAUUUCAGCCCUCAGUGUUGUUUCAGCUUCAGAAAGAACAAUUCCACCAGAAAAGGGCAAGACUGGGUUGAUUGCUGGUAUUGCAAUAGCUGCUGGAAUUCUUAGCCUUAUAGUUAUCAGUGCAGUUUUUUACAUUAAAAGGAAAGGAUCAGACAUGAACGAAGAUAUAGAGCUUCCUGAAAUAGGUCCCAGACCAAGCACUUUCAGUUAUGCUGAGUUGCGAACUGCAACAGAAAAUUUCAAUGCUAUAAAUAAGCUAGGGGAGGGUGGAUUUGGAGCUGUUUACAAGGGAACUCUUUCUGAUGGGAGGGUGGUUGCCGUGAAGCAACUUUCUCUAGCAUCUCAGCAUGGGAAGAGUCAGUUUAUAGCAGAAAUUGCUACCAUUUCUGCAGUGCAACAUCGCAACCUCGUGAAAUUGUACGGUUUCUGCAUCAAAGGAAAUAAACGGCUCCUGGUUUAUGAAUAUCUUGAAAACAAGAGCCUUGAUCAUUCUCUCUUUGGGAAAAAUGAUUUGCAUCUUGAUUGGCCAACCCGCUUCAGUAUAGGCUUGGCAACAGCAAGAGGAUUAGCUUAUCUUCAUGAAGAAUCAAGGCCAAGAAUCAUACACCGAGAUGUCAAGGCUAGUAAUAUUUUGCUUGAUGCAGAACUCUGCCCCAAGAUAUCAGAUUUUGGAUUGGCAAAACUGUAUGAUGACAAGAAAACCCACAUCAGCACUCGUGUUGCGGGCACCAUUGGCUAUCUAGCACCAGAGUAUGCAAUGCGUGGUCACCUGACAGAGAAGGCCGAUGUCUUUGGGUUCGGUGUAGUUGCUCUAGAAAUUGUGAGCGGGCGGCCAAACUAUGACAAUAGCUUGGAAGCUGAAAAGAUGUAUCUUCUUGAAUGGGCGUGGACCUUACAUGAAAAUAACCGAAGUUUGGAUCUAGUUGAUCCAAAAUUAACAACAUUUGAUGAAAAUGAAGCUGCUCGAGUCAUAGGAGUGGCCCUUUUAUGCAUCCAGGCAUCACCGGCAUUACGGCCAACCAUGUCACGAGUUGUGGCAAUGCUUGCUGGAGACAUUGAAGUGAGCACAGUUGCAUCAAAACCAGGUUAUUUAACAGACUGGGAUUUCAAAGAUAUAACUACCAGUUUUUUGAGUGAUGAUACUCAAACAUCUGUUGCAUCUACGAGUACAAGUUAUCCAGCACCCACCCCUGUAAAUCUCAGUGAACCCAUGCUCAGCGCAGUCACUGGAGAAGGAAGGUGAUAAAUUUAUGUCAAUGCACUGUGACUGGUGAUGUCCACAUUGGAACUCCAUUUUCUUCCUUGUGCAUUUGUAUCUCCUUCCUCCUUCCUAACCAUGCAUUUUCUCUUGGCUAUUUUAAGUUCUGGCAACAGUGCUGUGUGUAUAUAUGGUCCACGGAUGUAUUUGCAUUUUUGGGCUUCAGAUAAACAUCAUACUGGAUUGAAAGACAGCUUCAGAUGAAGCUGUCAAGUAUUGCACUCAUUCCUUCUAUGCUUGCCUAGGAUUUUGACUGAUGCAAAUCAAGACCUCCUGCAACAUGCUUGUGGAAAAGAAUAGAUAUGUAGCAUUAAUGACUGGCUCAGGUAAUUCCAAGGAGAAUAGUUCAGGCAAUGACUGGUUCAGAGUCAGGGUUCUGCAGAAUGUGUGAGUGGCAUGUAUUUCCACGGUGCUCGUUUUUCCAAUUAUGAAGCAUGGCUAAGCGAUCCUACUCACAUUGGACCUAGUGCCCAGGUGGUUUGGCCAAUAGUGGGCCAAGAAAUAUUGAAUGGUGAUAUGGGCGGGGGUUUCCAAGGAAUACAAAUAAUCUUUGGUUUUUUUCAGAUGUGGCGAGCAUCUAGAAUAACUAAUGAAUUACAAUUUUAUUGUACCGCAAUUGGUGCAUUGGUCUUUGCAGCCUUAAUGCUUUUUGCAUCAAGCUUACUGAAUGUCCUAUUGAUGGUAGGAAAAAGGGUCUGAACCUUAUUUUUGAUGUCUGGAAUAUGAUCAAUGGGGCUUCCUGUUCACCUUUGGAGAAGAUUGGUUUACAAAGGUGAGAAAUUUGAGCUUUCAUGUGAGCUUAACUUGAAUUUGGGUAAUGAUGGAGUGGUAUCUGAGCUCUAGUGUCUAAACCGUAUAAUUUGGCAUUUGGAGUCAUCUGAUCCUGGUCUCUCCUCUUUUAGAAGAUAGACUCUCAGCAACUUAGGAUUUAGAAUGGAUGGUGUGGGUAUGGUUAUUAAAAUUUAAAGGAUAUCUCAGAAUUUGUGGACAGAUUCUGCUACCAAGGUUGUUAAAGUGCGUGUGUUUUUUCUGAGGAUAGUUUGUAACAAAUGGAUCUACUGUUAGUAUUUGUAUAUGUAUGCUUGGUGAUGAAUGAUUGUUUUGUGCCA
This is a messenger RNA of Vitis vinifera (wine grape), 4446 nucleotides long. Its product is annotated as probable LRR receptor-like serine/threonine-protein kinase At1g56140. Gene Ontology annotation, molecular function: protein kinase activity; ATP binding; protein binding. The record is from RefSeq and is a predicted model, not a curated record. Bases 347 to 3322 code for a protein of 991 amino acids. The transcript has 24 exons. NCBI's taxonomy places the organism in Eukaryota, Viridiplantae, Streptophyta, Magnoliopsida, Vitales, Vitaceae. Gene Ontology annotation, biological process: protein phosphorylation.